Colletotrichum spaethianum is the source of this 1098-nucleotide messenger RNA. RefSeq lists its product as uncharacterized. NCBI's taxonomy places the organism in Eukaryota, Fungi, Ascomycota, Sordariomycetes, Glomerellales, Glomerellaceae. The coding region runs from base 1 to 1098 and encodes 365 amino acids. The transcript has a single exon. The record is from RefSeq and is a predicted model, not a curated record.
AUGAACACUGAGGACGAAAACCUGGGGCCUCUGGUCCGUUUAUGGGGCCUCCGGACGGAGCAGCUCCCGGCCCCGAGCGCAACGACAGCCGACUUGGCACCGUUCCUGAUCGCCGUGCUGCAGGAAGCAGUCCCCUUCAUUGACGCCGUCGCGCCUAAAGACGGCACGGCGCGGCCCAAUGAGUGGAAGGCCAAGGGCACCAAGACCUUUCCCGAGUCGACAGCACCUGUCGAACUGUACGAGCGCAUCAUUCCCGCCGCGGAGCUUGAGAAGGAGGCGGCACGGAACCAGCUACCGAACGGCGUUUCCGCCUCCGCCGAGACGUGGGCGUGCCGGAGGAGUGUUCACAAGGAUAGGCCGGGCAAGGGGACGGCGGCGUGGGAGGAGUUUAUCAAAUGUUUCAAGGACGACCACGUCGAGGCCGAGAAGGCGUUCACGCCAAAUGUGAUGGAGGCGAGAGAGGCGCUGGCGUGGGACUGCAAGGGUGUCGUUGUCGACGAGGGGGGGCUUUCAUGGGAAGACUUCAAGGUCGGCGUGUCGGAGAUCAAGCACAGGCUCGGGAUGCCGCUCAAGAACCGCGUGUUUCCCGAGCUCAUCGUCACGGCCAAGGCGAGGGGCGCCGACGAGUUUGUGGUCGUGUCGAUCCCCGUGCUAGACCUGGCGGGUUCGGACCACGGACAGCUCGUCAAGGACAAGGGCGUCGUAGUCGGCGCGUACGUGAGCGUCGAGAGAGUGCGGAGGCUGCCAACCGGGGCGAUUGAGUGGAUCAUGGCGACGGCCUCGGACGCCAAGGGCGCGCUGCCGGCGUGGCUCCAGGCCAAGGCAGUGCUUGGGGUCGUUGCGAAGGAUGUUGCGUUGUUCCUUGGCUGGAUCGCUGAGGAGCGGGAGAAAGGGACAAGCGUGGGCAAGUGGACAGCCGUCAAGGGUGGCAGCGAGGUUCGCCCCGGCAGCAAUGGCCGCAAGGCGUCGGCGACGCUGGAGGAUGCGGAGUCGUCAAACAUGCAGGGAAGGACGUCGAGGCAGGGUGUGUCUUCGAGGAACGGGAAGGAGCCGGCCGUGGGAGGAACGAAUGGGACGAACGGGCAGGUUCCUGUUUAA